Conger conger (European conger) is the source of this 3786-nucleotide messenger RNA. Its product is annotated as zinc finger protein 385A-like. Gene Ontology annotation, cellular component: nucleus. The record is from RefSeq and is a predicted model, not a curated record. Gene Ontology annotation, molecular function: zinc ion binding; nucleic acid binding. The transcript is spliced from 9 exons. NCBI's taxonomy places the organism in Eukaryota, Metazoa, Chordata, Actinopteri, Anguilliformes, Congridae. Bases 681 to 1988 code for a protein of 435 amino acids.
UCUUCUUGGACAUGUGUCUGUUCCCCCCCUCCCUAUCUCUCUCUCCCUUACUCUCUCUCCUUCCCUCUCUCUCCCUCCCAGUGUGUGUAUGUGUGUGUGUGUAUAUGUGUACUGGAGAGCAGAGCUCCUUACAGGCCAGUAGGAGGGAAUUAAAGCAGUGUGUUCGAUUUGCAUCUUGCACCUCAUGCUGUGCUGUUGAGAAGACACUGCUGUUCCCAUUUCACUUCAUAUUUCUUCCUUGGAUUAUUUACAAUUCCGAGCUGCCGGAUACGAGCGUGGUCUCAGAGAGGGAAGAGAGGUGUGUUCAUGUGGAGCUCAGCCUGGUGUCCCUGAGUCCUGCUUCUGUCGCCCGCGACCUUGCUCCGCUCAGCCGCCCACCCACCCACCCGCCGAACCCCGACCCCGACCCCAACCCCCCCGGCAUUCCCGCGGACGGCGCGGCGGCGCUAACGGGCUAACGGUCCAUCCUCCGCCGAGCCGGCGGGGAAGAGGGGGAGGACACCGAACCCAACCGUCGCUUAGCCCCCGGAGCCACUUCAUCCCGGGGCCGGUUGAUGUUACGGAUACGGAGCGCUGCAGACGCCGGGGAGCCGUUAUUCCUGGGAAAGAGACGCGGAGCGGGAACGCCGGGGCGCUGAGGGAACGACGGGACGCGAGGACAAGGCGACGCCGGUCUCCCGAUGAUUCUGGGUAGCAUAAACCGCGCGGGGCCGAUGCCUGCGUUUCUGCGGACGCCCACGGUCCUACAGCCACCCCUGGACAUGAAGGCCUUCCUGCAGUUCCCCCUGGAGUCCCCCCCUCCCCCCACGGUCGGGCUCUUCCACAACUUUAACGCGAUGGACCCAGUCCAGAAAGCAGUUAUCAACCACACGUUCGGCAUUCCCCUGAUCAAGCAGAAACGCCCGGUCAUCUCCUGCAACGUGUGCCAAAUCCGCUUCAACUCCGAGAGCCAGGCGGAGGCGCACUACAAGGGCAACCGCCACGCCCGGAGAGUGAAGGGCAUCGAGACCUCCAAGACCCGCCCCCAAGACGGCGACAAGCCCCCUCCCGCGCCCGCGGCCUCUCCCUCUCCCACAGGGGCCCUGCCGGUGACCCCUGACCCCGAGCCGGGCAAGCAAGAAGAAGCCCCGCCCCUCCCACAGAUGAACGGGAUCCCAUUGGCCACGGCCGCCUUCCCUCUCCCCGCCUCCUCUGUGCCCGAUGUCCCCAUGCCCCCUGCCUCUCCGCUCCCCGCUCCCUCCACCUCCCUGCCCACCUCCUCCUCUUCCUCUUCCUCCUCUUCCUCCUCCCCCUCCCCGGGCUGCAGCACCCCCCACCCUGAUCCCCCCGCCCCAGGGCCCUCGGCCACGCCCUCCCCGGCCCCCAGCCCGGCCGAGACGGAGGAGGACAAGGCCAAGAAACUGCUGUACUGCUCGCUGUGCAAAGUGGCCGUCAACUCCCUGUCUCAGCUGGAGGCUCAUAACAAAGGUACCAAACACAAAACCAUUCUGGAGGCCAGGAGCGGUCUGGGCCCCAUUAAGGCCUACCCCCGCCUAGGCCCCAAGCCCAGCACGGAGCAGGGGGGGCCCCCGGGGGACCCCAACACUCAGGAACGCACCUUCCACUGUGAGAUCUGCAACGUACGAGUGAACUCGGAGCUGCAGUUGAAACAGCACAUAUCCAGCCGGAGACACAGAGACGGUGUCGCCGGGAAGCCCAACCCCCUCCUGAGCCGGCACAAGAAGCGCGCCAUAGACCUCACGUCCACGCUAUCCUUCUCCAAGGACCUGCCGAAAGCGCUUGGGGCGGGGCUCCUCCCCAGCCCCCUGGCCGUUGCCGCGGCGAUGGCGGCCGCAGCGUCCUCCAAUCCGCUGGGCCUCCGGGCGACUGGCCCCGCCCACCCCCACGCACACCUGCUCCAGGGCCCGCCCCUCAGCCACGCCCUCCUGCGGCCCGCCCCCGGGCCCAUCCGCACCGCCCACGGGCCAAUCCUCUUCUCCCCCUACUGACGGACCGCCCCCCACCUGCCCCGCUGCCCGCCCCCCCCCCGUCCUCCCGGCCAAUCAGGAGCAGAGCUUCCCGAAAGCACACUGUGAUGACGCGGCGCGACCGAUCGGAUAACCAAUAAAAAAACAACACUCAGUGGAGAGAUGCAAAAAGGAUGAAGAGCAGAAUGAAAAGGAAGAGACGCCCCCGCCCCUCCCCACCCCCCCACCCCACUUACCCUGAACCUCCCUACGCUCUCCGGAACUUUCUGAGAGACUGACUGACAGCAGGAGUGCAGGGAGGCAGGGAUAGGUGCAAUAUGAGGUCCAGCGGGGUCCCUAUAAGUCCUUGCCCUCCUCCCCCGAGAUCUUCACUGUAACACCGUAGCAUAAACAAUCUAGUCGUAUAUCUGAAUGAAACGUGUACCUCUGUAGACCCUGUAGACACAUGCGUAGGCUGCUGACUGUCGGCUAUUCCUCCACAGCGCAGCGCUUAGGUUAAAGCCCCAUGGGCCCAUCCCGGCUUGAGCACGUCCUUCCCGUCGUCCGACGCCGGCGGAAAACUAUGGUAGAUGUUAGCAAGGUAGCCGCUUACAGUGACGUGACCCCCCUCCCCGUGCCCCUGCCUAGCUUUGGUCUGUUGUUAACGGUAGAACCGGUUAGCUUUACUGUGAACCUCCCGAUCCUGCACAUCAUUGGUCGGGACAAGCGACCGACCAAUCAGUGCGAAACAACAACAAAAAAAACAAACAUUCUAGGUACCCGAUGAUUAUUAUUGUGGGUAAAUAGUCAGUAGCUAUAUAACUGUGCAGCCAUACCCUUCCAUAAACUGAAGGAGGUGUGUGCACGUGUGUGUGGUGGGGGGGAGGGGGGUAAAUACUUGAAACCCUCCAUAAUCAGUAAGGGGGUGAGACAGAGGGUUUCAGGACACAGAACAUGGAGACGCUCACUGUGUACGGAAGGAGGACUCGAGAGAGGGAUGAAGAGGUGAUUAUGAAAUCAGCAUAAAAUGUCCGAAAAGGAAAAUGGAUAUUCCUGUAGACUGUACAGCAGUCAGCCUUUCUUCUCCUCCACAACCAAUCUUCUCCCAAAACAGAGAAAUUGGAAAGAAAGAUAGUCUCAGAGUAGCCCUUCGGAUUUUUUGACAAAAAAACAAAAAAUAAGCUCUAAAAUUCUGGUAGUUACAGAAGAAACAGUAAAUCUAUUGACGAAACAGGCAAUCAAUAAAGAGUACCAAUAUGGCCUAUUAAUGUCUGUAUAUAUUGUGUUUCCUAGUCCAUCAGACUAAUGGCAUAUAAGAGCGGUUCAGCUAUUUCAUGAUGGCUACCUUGUUUGUGCAUUCCUUACAAUUCAGAAUAAUCAAAUAGCUUUCUGGGGAUUAGCUCUUUACAGAUUGUUGAACUGUGUGUGUAUAUGUGUGUAUGUGCGGGUGUAUGUGUGUGGCUGCAUGUAUGUGUGUGCCUAUCUGCAUAUGCAAAUGAGUGCAUAAUUGUGUUGGUGCACGACUUUGUGUGUGUGUGUGUGUAAGUGUGUGUGUGCAUGUGUGCUUGUGUUAGUGAACCUGCACUGUGGGUCCUUAUCAGACCAUGCUGAAAGAGAAUUGGGUGGGGCACAAGGCACAAGGGGUACAGGACUUCUGAACUUUCCAGAAAUGUAAUUUGACUUCCGCCGUUGAACCUAAAGCCAUGCUUUGAUCCUGUGACACAUAUUGUUACUGUUGUUGUUCCUUUAGUUUGUCUUUAGUCUUGUAGGAAAAAAACUGUUACAGUAGCUAUCUGAAAACUGAAAAAAAGACUGACUAUUUUUCUAUUGUAUUAUUUGU